UCCGUGCUCAUGGCUGCCCCCGCCCUGCUCGGUGCCAUGCGGCGCAAUGCGAUGAUGUGCGGUAUGACGACACCAGCGGGCGACACCAGCGGCGGGAUGGGAGCGGACGAGGAGCUGAGCCUGCUGGUCAUCGUCAUCGACACCAACCCCAUCUGGUGGGGGAAGCGGGCGCAGGGGGAGGCUGAGUUCACCCUGUCGAAAUGUGUGGACGCAGCGAUGGUGCUGGGGAACUCCCACCUGUUCAUGAGCCGCACCAACAAACUGGCCGUGAUGGCCAGUCACACGCAGGAAAGCCGUUUCUUGUACCCUGGGAAGCGUUGGGCUUCUGCGGAUCUCCUUGGAGAUGGUGGUAACUCCGUGGAAUCCAAUUGUUCUGGCAGCAAGGAUGGAAAAUAUGAAUUGUUAACUGCAAUCAAUGAUGCAAUUGCAGAAGAGAUUAAAGACCUCAUGACGAAAACUGACAUGAUGGGCCAGCAAACAGAGACUCUCCUAGCAGGGUCUCUUGCCAAAGCACUUUGUUAUAUUAACAAGAUGAGCAAAGAGGUGAAAGCCAAUCAGGAAAUGAAAUCAAGGAUUUUGGUCAUAAAAGCUGCAGAAGACAGUGCAUUACAAUAUAUGAAUUUCAUGAACGUGAUCUUUGCAGCACAGAAACAGAGUAUUUUGAUUGAUGCUUGUGUCUUGGACUCUGAUUCAGGCCUUCUACAACAGGCUUGUGACAUUACAGGCGGCAUAUACCUUAAAGUGCCCCACCUGCCAUCCCUCCUGCAGUAUUUGUUGUGGGUAUUUCUCCCUGAUCAAGAGCAAAGAUCACAGCUUGUGCUUCCACCUCCCGUUCAUGUUGACUACAGAGCAGCGUGUUUCUGUCAUCGAAAUCUCAUUGAGAUUGGUUAUGUAUGCUCGGUGUGCUUGUCAAUAUUCUGCAACUUCAGUCCAAUUUGCAGUACAUGCGAGACUGCCUUCAAAAUAUCACUGCCGCCUGUCAUGAAAGCUAAGAAGAAGAAAUUAAAGUUAGCUGUCUAACGAUGCAACUUAAACACACCGUUACUGCUCCUGUUAUUCCAUGAAGGGGGAUGUACUUGAACAAUUGUUGACACUUUUUACAGGAUAUGAAAGAGAACUGUAUGCAGUCUUACUGCUUUUUUUCUUAAAGUAUUUAAGCCAUUUUUUCUAUGUAGUAACAAAUCACUGUGUUAGCAGGUAAUCUGUGCUGUCUUAAAUACUGUUUAUUCAUUGUAAUUAGAACCAGAAGUUACAGGUUGUUAAGAUGCAGGUCUUGCAAAUUUGGAAGCAUUCUUGCUGCUGCAACUUCAAACUUCCAAGUUAUUUUCCAAGACAAUAAAGUUUUGGUUGUUUUUAAUCACAUGUUGGUGCAGAGGUGAGCUGUCACCACUGCUGAUGUGUAGGGACUGAACCUCAGCACCGCUAUUGAAGGACCUCAGUGUUCUGUGAGCUUUCAGUGUCUGUCUGGGCACUGAAAUGGGGUCAGCUUCGGAAGAAGAAAGCCAAAUGUUUAAAGAUUGCUUAGAACACACCUUCCUGUCGAGGGUGUUCAUUCCUUGGCACGUGCACACGCACUGUGUCAUAUGUUUUUAUUCUCUUUAUGCUUUUUGGCUCUCUUGGAUAGCUGCUCCUCAGUAACUGGAGCAGUAAUAUGGAGGUAUCCUUCCCAGGGGAAUUUUGACCAGAAGACCACAUUUAUGUGUGAGAAGGGGUUUAUGUCUGUAAAAUGACAUCAGUAAAUGUCCAUGAGGUGGUCAGUCUUCAGUGCUGUGCUUUGAAACUGGAAAGGUUUCAGAUCAGUGUGUUUUGUAUUUGAGUAGCAGCUAUGUGUGCCAUGUCCAGGCGUGCAUCUGGCUUCGGUCAGGGCGGUUGUUGUCAUCAGCUCCCGUUCUCGUCGCCAGGAGCCACUUUGUUUGCAAGUUGUAUCUAUAAUUCUGUUCUUACAACACCUUUUGGAAUAAAAGCAGUUCUUUUUACAGA
Coturnix japonica (Japanese quail) is the source of this 1980-nucleotide messenger RNA. It is a transcript of the gene GTF2H3, whose product is annotated as general transcription factor IIH subunit 3. The record is from RefSeq and is a predicted model, not a curated record. Lineage: Eukaryota; Metazoa; Chordata; Aves; Galliformes; Phasianidae. Gene Ontology annotation, biological process: nucleotide-excision repair; regulation of DNA-templated transcription. Gene Ontology annotation, cellular component: transcription factor TFIIH holo complex; transcription factor TFIIH core complex.